Messenger RNA from Oryctolagus cuniculus (rabbit), 8413 nucleotides. Lineage: Eukaryota; Metazoa; Chordata; Mammalia; Lagomorpha; Leporidae. The record is from RefSeq and is a predicted model, not a curated record.
GGUGCCCGUCACCUCGAGGCAGCUGGCGCUUCCGGGGCUUGGUCUGCUGUGGGCGGCAAGAGGCAUUGGCGCCCGCAGACUCAUAAAUACUGCGGUGGCGCUGGUGGCCGGAGACGCGCGCGGGCAGCCGGCGCCCCCGAGGCAACCACAGAACCCCCUACCCCCACUGCAAAGCCCUCGCUCCCUGCCUCCCUCCCCGCCAGGGACGUCAGCAGCGCCUGCUCUCCCUCCUCCUCCACCCUCCCAACCCUCUCCUGCUGCUCUGAGAAGUCUGCAAUUGGCCCCCUGCCCAGGGGCCCCCUGCCAUGCAGCCCCUUCCUGGCUGGCCCCACUGCUGGCCCUGCUUCUGUCUGCUUCUCCUGGCCUCCCUGGGCGCCCGCGGGGCUCUACAGUACCCCAGAGCUGCCCCCGAGCAAGUCCACCUGUCCUACCUAGGCCCCGCUGUUCCUGUCUCUGCAGGUGAGCCGGGCUCCAUGACUGUCACCUGGACCACCUGGGUCCCCGCCGGCUCUGAAGUGCAGUUUGGGGUGCACGUGUCAGAUCCCCUGCCCUUCCGGGCCCUGGGCACAGCCAGCGCCUUUGUGGACGGAGGCGCCCUGCGGCGAAAGCUCUAUAUCCACCGUGUCACGCUGCGGGGACUGCGGCCUGGCGUCCAGUACGUCUACCGUUGCGGCAGCGCCCAGGGCUGGAGCCGCCGGUUCCGCUUCAGGGCCCUGAAGAACGGACCCCACUGGAGCCCCCGGCUGGCCGUGUUCGGGGACCUGGGCGCCGACAACCCCAAGGCCCUGCCGCGCCUGCGCAGGGACACCCAGCAGGGCCUGUUCGAUGCUGUCCUGCACGUGGGAGACUUUGCCUACAACAUGGAUGAGGACAACGCCCGCGUCGGGGACAGGUUCAUGCGGCUCAUUGAGCCCGUGGCCGCCAGCCUGCCCUACAUGACGUGUCCCGGCAAUCACGAGGAGCGCUACAACUUCUCCAACUACAAGGCUCGCUUCAGCAUGCCGGGGGACACGGAAGGCCUGUGGUACAGCUGGGACCUGGGCCCCGCCCACAUCGUGUCUUUCUCCACCGAGGUGUAUUUCUUUCGGCAUUAUGGCCGCCACCUGAUAGAGAGGCAGUUCCGCUGGCUGGAGAGCGACCUCCAGAAAGCCAACAAGCAGCGGGCCACUCGGCCUUGGAUCAUCACCAUGGGCCACCGGCCCAUGUACUGUUCCAAUGCUGAUUUGGACGACUGCACCAGGCACGAGAGCAAGGUCCGUAGAGGCCACCAUGGCAAGUUCGGCCUGGAGGAUCUUUUCCACAAGCAUGGGGUGGACCUGCAGCUGUGGGCUCACGAGCACUCCUACGAGCGGCUGUGGCCGAUUUACAACUACCAGGUGCUAAACGGCAGCCGAGAGGCGCCCUACACCAACCCUCGAGGCCCCGUCCACAUCAUCACGGGAUCCGCGGGCUGCGAGGAGCGCCUCACCCCGUUUGUCAUCCACCCCCGGCCCUGGAGCGCUGUGCGCGUAAAGGAAUAUGGGUACACGCGGCUGCACAUCCUCAACGGGACCCACGUCCGCCUUCAGCAGGUGUCUGAUGACCAGGACGGCAAGAUCGUGGACGACGUGUGGAUAGUGAGGCCGCUGCUCGGCCGCAGGAUGUACCUCUAGCGACCGGGACCGCGCUCGCCAGGAGCCCUUUGCCUUGACGCCUGGCCCGGCGCCGCAGGACACUGCCCGGGCCUGGGGCGGCGGAGUGCGGGUGGUCCCGGCCCCGGCGCCCGCAGCCGGUGGGCGGGAGCCGGCGCAGCCCUGCACCCACGGCGGAGCCUGGACCGCGCGAGCCGCCCGCGAGCCUCGGAAUAAAGCGGCUUCCUGCUGAGGCUCAGUAGACUCGCGCUUCUGCCGGGGAAGCCCCCCGGGGUCGCCUACGCCGGUGCCCAGCGGGCCAGGGCUCCGCCUCCCGCGAAGUCAACCGGUGGGGCACAGCCGUCGGGACUCCGCUCACCGGCAGGGGGCGCCCGCGGCCUUUGCGCCUGAUCCCGGCCCUGGGCCACCCUGGAUCCUGCUUCGUGGAGGGAGGAGUGCGUCCCAGGGCUCCCUGGUGCCUCAGUUUCCCCGGGAGUGCUCUGGCGACCCCGCGAGGCCGCCACCGCCAAGCCUUGGAGUUCACGGGCCUGCCUCUUCCUCCCUCCUCCCUUUCCCUCUUCCUUUCGUGUAUCUGGCUGUGAUGCAGCCUGGUGAGCAUCUGCUCCGUGCCAGGCAUUGUUAGUGCUGGGGACUCCGGCAGGAGCAGGACAGACAGCCCUGUCCUGGUGGGCAGCAGCUGGACACAUAAGUAGGCUGAAGAGAGGGGGCACGCUGGGACAGGACAGGGAAGGGGGGUGGGGGGGUUGUGAUUUUCAGGAGGUCAGGGAGACCUCACUGAGCGGGUGGAGAGUGGUCCGAAGGAAGGGAGGGAGGAUCCAGGUGGGCAGGUGCCUGGAGGAAGAGGAACAGCCAGUGCAAAGGUCCUGGGGGGCCGGCGCUGUGGCUCACUUGGCUAAUCCUCCGCCUGCAGCGCCGGGUUCUAGUCCCAGUUGCUCCUCUUCCAGGCCAGCUCUCUGCUGUGGCCCAGGAAGGCAGUGGAGGAUGGCCCAAGUGCUUGGGCCCUGCACCCCAUGGGAGACCAGGAGGAAGCUCCUGGCUUCGGAUGGGUGCAGCGCGCCGGCCAUGCCAGCCAUUUUGGGGGUGAACCAACAGAAGGAAGACCUUUCUCUCUGUCUCUCUCUCUCACUGGCUAACUCUGUCAAGUAAAUAAAUAAAUAAACUACAGGUCAGAAAAGGCUAUUAAAAAAAAAAAGGUCCUGGGGCCUCUGUUGGAGGCCUGUGUAGCUGGGGGGGGGGGAGGGAGGUGCUCUGGCACCGGGCAGCCCCCUGGGACUGAGUGGUGCCAUGGGAGAGCCCAGGGCCACACCCAGCACUGCCUAGCACAAGGCGAUGUCUUUAACACCUACCCCUCACCUUAACGAAGGCCACCACAUGCCAGGCUCUGGCCAGGCUGCGUGGGGGACAGCAGCGAACCAGUCCUGGCCAUGUCCCCUUAGGGUUCAGAGGCAGGCCCAGGUGAUCAGCUGCAAGAGUGGCAGGGAGGGACGGUCCAGCUCUGUGAAGUCUCAGCCGGACGGUCAUGGCACACUGCGACCAAAGACUGAACCAGUGCCUGGUGUGGGCCCGGCACGCCCUCUCCAGGGCUGGGUGAGACUGCAGGAGGGGGCUCCCCAGAGGGUCCAGGCCAGAAACUGGGUUCAGAUCCCAGCCCUGCCACUUCCUGUGUGGCCGUCGGAAGCUCCGCUCACUCUCACGUCAGAAGGCUGGCACCCCGUGGGCUUGCGCUGGGAUUAAACAGUGUUGACAGCCUCCGUGUUGUCCUGGCUCCUCCUUUUCUCCUGCCCCACCCCCAGUGAGCUAGAAAAUUCUGUUAGGUUUGCCUUUAAGAUCUGGCCUCUCUCCACUCUGCACCUGCCACGCCCCCACCCCUGUGCUGUCCACACGCGCUUCUGCUCCCUCCCUGCGCACCGCACAGUCUGUUCCCCCCGCGGGUCGCACGCUUGCCCUGCGCAGAGCCCUCCUGGAAGAGGCGAGCCCUCCCCGUGGCACCCCAGGACCCCAUCAUUUCGGCCCCCAUUGGCCGCUCGCUCGCUCUGCUCUGGCCACACCCGCCCCUCUUUGCUGCCGCUGUUCCCUCUGCCUGGGACACUGUUCCCUGACGUCUCUGCAGGCCCUAGUGCCGAGAUCUCUGUCCACUUGGUAAACAGCCCUGCCUCCCCCCAUUCUUCCUCCGAACACUUAGAUCCUGUGACGAAGUCCAGACCCGUGUUCCCACAGAACCUGAGCUGCAGGAGCUGCGGUUUUCACCACCUGGGAUGCCAGCAUCCCUUAUCCAAGCGCCUGAGCCAUGUCCCUGCCCCUCGGCUUCCCACCCGGCUUCCUGCUGAUGCUCCCCUGGGAGGCAGCUCAAGGACUUGGGCCCCUGCCACCGACAUGGGAGACGUGGACUGAGCUCUGGGCUCCUGGCUUCUGCUUGGCAGCCAUUGUGGCCAUUUGGGGAAUGAACCAGCAGUUGGAAGAGUCUUUCUCUCUCUCUCUCUCUCUCCCCCCUCUCCUCUCUGCAACUGCCUUUCAAAUAAUAAGACAUAGUUUUAAAAAUAAAAAAGUAGAAAGUGUGAGUCCCUAGGUCCCGAGGGCUUUUGCUGGUUUUAUUCGCCGUCUGUCCCCAGUCACCGGCACACAGCAGGUGCUCCUCUGCGGCGAUGACUGGAUGAUGGGACAAUGAGAGCUCCAGGGAGAGCGGAGAGCUCAGCGCAGAAGCUGGCACUGAGGGAGCACGUGAGAGCGACGCGGAAUGACAGCGAUGCAGGUGAUUCAGAUAAAGGCGGGAGACAGGCACGCCCGGCAGGUUGGGACACAGCGUGACGCGCUCCGGGAGUUACAGGUUGCUGAGCUGAGCAGGGCGGCGGAGGCAAAGGCGAGGGCAGCAUCCUGGACCCGACAGGGUCUGCAGCCCGGUCCUCUUCUCCGCAGGGCGCACGUGGGUGUCUGCCACCUCGCUGUCGUGUACCUCUCCCAUUUUGUAAAAAAUAAAGCUUGAUUUGGGAGAAUAGUUUUAGGUUUAUAGAAAAAUUGUGAAGAUAGUAGAGAUUCUGUACACUGCAUACAAAGCUUCACCUGUUAUCAAAAUCAUAACUAUGCCAUGUCUGUUCUAAUGAAUGCACUAACUUUGAUAUAAAAGUCAUAGUUGGGGCCGGCGCUGUGGCAUGGUGGGUGAAGCCACUGUCUGCAGUGCCGGCAUCCUGUGUGGGCACUGGUUCAGGUCCCGGCUGCUCUACUUCCAAUCCAACUCUGCUAUGGCCUGGGGAAGCAGUGGAGGAUGGCCAGGGCCCCUGCUCCCAUGUGGGAGCUCCGGGAGAGGCUCCUGGCUCCUGGCUUCGGAUCUGCUCAGCUCUGGCCGCUGUGGCCAACUGGGGAAUGGAUCAGUGGAUGGAAGACCUCUCUCUCUCUCUCUCUCUGCCUCUCUCUCUCUCUCUCUGUGACUCUUUCAAAUACAUACAUUUUUAAAAAGCCAUAGUUUUAUUAUACUAUGCUUUAUAGAUCUUUAUAUAUAACUAUUGGGAGAUAAUUUGAAAUAACUAACUGCACCCUUUUAAAGUAUACGCUUUGAUGAGGGUUUUCAAAAUAUUUAUUUAUUUAUUAGAAAAAUAGAGUUGGGGCCAGCGCUGUGGUGUAGUGGGUAAAGCCACUGCCUGCAGUGCCGGCAUCCCAUAUGGGCACCAGUUCAAGUUCCAGCUGCUCCACUUCUGACCCAGCUCUCUGCUGUGGCCUGGGAAAGCAGUAGAAGAUGGCCCAAGUCCUUGGGCCCCUGCACCCACGUAGGAGACCUGGAAGAAGCUCCUGGCUCCUGGCUCCAGAUCAGCACAGCUCUGGCUAUUGCAACCAAUUGGGGAGUGAACCAGCGGAUGGAAGACCUCUCUCUCUCUCUCUCUCUCUCCCCCUCUCUGUAACUCUUCCUUUCAAAUAAAUAAAUCUUUAAAAAAGAAAGAGAGAAAUGCAGAGUUACAGAGAGAGAGAGGGAGAGACACAGAGAGAAAUCUUCCAGCUGCUGGCUCACUCCCCAGACGGCUCCAACUGCUGGGGCUGGGCCAGGUCAAAGCCUGGAGCCAGGAGCUCAGUCCAGGUCACCACGUGAGCUCCCAGGAGGCUGGACUGAAGCCCGGGCACUCCAACAUGGGAUGCAGGUAUCCCCCGCCGCUCCGCCAAAUGCCUGGCCCUCUCCUUGUGUAUACACCCACGGAGUCCCCGCCACCACCAAGAAACUGGCCGUCACUCCGCCAGCUGCCCCCAGUCCCAUGCAGUUCAUCCUCCCUGGGUCCCCCAGCACCCACUCCUGUGGGUCAAACUCACCUUCCCCAGGUUGCAACGAACGCAGCCACACCGCGCGCACACCACGUGCAGGCGAGGGAGGCGGGUUCUUGCCCCCAUCCUAACGCACCUGCCACUCACCCAAGUUGUGGUGCCGCCCAGGAACCCCUUCCAGGUUAAUGCUGGGCAGUGGUUCCCAGAAGGGGGCCCCACUAUGUGUUCAGCCGCUCGCCGCAGGUGGAUAUUGGGCCAUGAUGAACACUGCUAUGAACAAGCAUUCUUGUGCAAGCCAUUGUGUGACUAUUGGUUUUCAUUUCUUUUUAGAUUUAUUUAUUUGGAAGGCAGAGAGAGAGAGAGAGAGAGAGAGCAAAAGAGAGUGAGAGAGAGAGAUCAGUCUUCCACCUGCUGGUUCACUGUCCAAAUAGCUACAACAGCCACUGCUGGGCCAGGCUGAAGCCAGGAGCCUGGCGCUCCAUCCGGGUCUCCCAGGUGGGCGGAGGGGUCCAGGUACUUGGGGCAUCUUCUGCUGCUUUCCCAGGCCAUUAGCAGGGAGCUGGAUUGACAGUGAAGCAGCCAGAACUAGAACAGACACCAUAUGGGAUGCUGGCAUUCCGAGUGGUGGGUUAACCCACGGUGCCACGACGCCGGUCCCCGAGCUGCCGUUCCUCUCGAGUGAGUCCCUGGGCCUGGGGUAACUGGGUCCUCUGUCUUCCGCAAUCUUUUUACUGUUGCUUGCAGGUCCCGCGAUGUGGGGUUUUUCUUUCUAGUUCUGCUCAUCACCUGCGUUACGGUGUUGACGUUCCUGUGCCACAGUUUGCAUGGUUGUAGGAGGUCUGUGGCACCAGUGCGCAGAGUCGUCGUAAGGAUCCCAUGAGGCCACACCCGGUGCCCAGCGCGGGGCCUGCUGGCACCUUGCCUGCGGUUAUCAUUCAGCAGGCUUCUGCGCAGGCGCCACUCAGGGGCAAAUAUAUUUCUUGGGUGAAUCUGGACAGGUUUUAAGAAACCAGUUUUCUCAGCCACCUCCGUGGUUAAAACCCCAGCAGAAGGGCUGGCGCUGUGACACAGAGGAUUAAGCUCUUUGCAGUGCCAGCAUCCCAUACGGGCACCAGUUCGAGUCUCGGCUGCUGCACUUCUGAUCCAGCUCUCUGCUAUGGCCUGGAAAAGCAGUAGAAGAUGGCCCAAGUCCUGGGACCCCUGCACCCGUGUGGGAGAUCUAGAUGAAGCUCCUGGCUCCUGACUUUGGCCUGGUCCAGCCCUGGCUGUUGCAGUCAUUAAGGGAGUGAACCAGAGAUGGAAGACCUCUCUCUCUGUCUCUCUCCACCUCUGCCUCUCUGUAACUCUGCCUUUCAAAUAAUAAACAAAUAAAUCUUCAAAAAAAAAAAAAAAAAAAGACUAUCCAAGACCACAGCCUACAAGUGAGAUUCACAGUGGCUUUUUCUUGUAUUCUCUUUAUUUGUUUGUUUGUUUAUUUAUUUAUUUAUUUAUUUUUAAUUUUUUUUGGCAGGCAGAGUGGACAGUGAGAGAGAGAGACAGAGAGAAAGGUCUUCCUUUGCCGUUGGUUCACCCUCCAAUGGCCGCCACGGCUGGCGCGCUGUGGCCGGCGCACCGCACUGAUCCGAUGGCAGGAGCCAAGUGCUUCUCCUGGUCUCCCAUGGGGUGCAGGGCCCAAGGACUUGGGCCAUCCUCCACUGCACUCCCUUGCCACAGCAGAGAGCUGGCCUGGAAGAGGGGCAACCAGGACAGAAUCCGGCGCCCCGACCAGGACUAGAACCCGGUGUGCUGGUGCCGCAAGGUGGAGGAUUAGCCUAGUGAGCCACAGCACCAGCCUCUUUAUUUAUUUAUUUAAUUUUACAGAGUGAGAAGAGAGAAAGGGAGAUCUUCCAUCCACUGGUUUACUCCCCUGGCCACAACAGAGUCAGUAGCUUCUUCUGUGUCUCUCAUAUGGGUGCAGAGGCCCAAGCACUUGGGCCAUCUUCUGAUGUUUUCCCAGGUGCAUUAGCAGGAAGCUGGAUUGGAAAUGGAGCAACUGGGACUCGAACUGGCACUUACGUGGGGCGCUGGCACUGCAGGUGGAGGUUUAAUCUUACACCACAGCACUGGCCCUUCUGGCACUCUCAUCAGCACUGCUAAUAAUACUUUAAAGAUACAUUUGAGAGAUCAAAAAGCUGUUUAAUAUUCAUGUUAAUAUUAAUUAUCAUUAAUUCUUUUUAUUGUUUGUAUUUUUUGUUUUGCUCAUAUCUUUUGCUUAUUUUUCUGUUGUAUAUUUAUUUUUCCUUUCUUAUUGACUUCAAAAUGCUCUUUACAUAGGAAAGAUAGAAGGCAUAACUUGUGAUUCACAAAUUGCAAUUUGGCUUUUUCCUGGAUGUAUUGGAAGUCAUCAUUCGUAUGGGACGGAUGCACUGCCAGCCUUCCACUCCAGAGUGCUGUUUGAGUCCCAGUUGCUCUGCUUCCAAUCAAGUGACCUGAAAAUGCGCCUGGAAAAGCAGCGGGAAGGGGCCCGGGUGCUCUGGAUGCCCCCUGCCACCACCUGGGAG